This is a messenger RNA of Prorocentrum cordatum, 578 nucleotides long. NCBI's taxonomy places the organism in Eukaryota, Dinophyceae, Prorocentrales, Prorocentraceae. The record is from the annotation of a GenBank genome assembly.
CUCCGCGCCUGCGCUCCGCGAGCCCGCUGCGCGCGGCCAGCAGGGCGGCGUGCGGCGCCGGGGCCCUGGCCAGCAGCCCGGCGCAAGCGGUGCGGCGAGCCGUCGGCUGUACCACCGUGCUGGUGUCCGCGCCGCCGCCGCCAGUGGCGCCCGCGCUGGCCGUACAGCGGCAGCUGUCCGCCGCGGCGCUCGCGCCCUCGCCGCAGAGGGCGGCCCCGUCGCCAGCGGCGCGGCGCCGCCCCACCUCGCCGCCCCGGCCAUGCUCAGUGUGCCCCUGCAGGCGCCCAGCCUGCCGCCCUUCUCGGUCGCGCCGCCUCCGGGCGCCCUCCGGCGGCACGCCGCGGCGGCGCCCGCGUUGGCAGCGGCGGCCGCCGCGGGGCGCGCGAAUUCAGGACCUCCGCCGCAGGCGCCGCCCUCGUCGGCGCCGGAGGGCUCCGAGCCCGAGGAAUCGGUGGCCUGCUGCCCCAGCAGCGAGCGGCAGAAGGCGGUGGGAACGCCACCCAACCCGCUACCGCACACGGUGCAUCUGUGAGAUGCGCAUGGCAGAAAAGGCGUGCUUCCGCUUCGGACAUGUUCGC